Nelumbo nucifera (sacred lotus) is the source of this 1941-nucleotide messenger RNA. NCBI's taxonomy places the organism in Eukaryota, Viridiplantae, Streptophyta, Magnoliopsida, Proteales, Nelumbonaceae. The record is from RefSeq and is a predicted model, not a curated record.
AUGGCUUCUGUUUCUCCUCUUCUGAAAUUUUCUUGGGUAUCCAAUUCCUUCUUCUUUCUCUUCCUUCUCUUGUUUUCUUCGUCAUCAUCUUCUUCACGAACAACGACUCCAUUCAUACCCAUCAAUUUUACCGAAGAAUAUCGUGGUUAUACCGCGAUUUCAGAUUUUCGAAUGGUGAACAGAAGAUCCUUGAUCAAGUGUCCUGACUUGAACCCGUAUAUUCAAGUUAAUAUCAGCUCAAGUUCUGGACUUGCGAAUGAAGAAUAUGUGACGGUUAACGUCAGCGGAGUUAUGCUUCCGUCGAAAGCUCAUUGGGUUGCCAUGAUCUCACCUUCUUAUUCUGAUGUUUCAGAUUGCCCCUUGAAUGCUUUACUUUAUAAGGAGACUGGUGAUCUUAGUGACCUUCCACUUCUCUGCCAUUAUCCUGUUAAGGCACAGUACAUGAGCAAUGAUCCGGAUUAUGUUGACUGCAAAAGGAGUGAAUGCAAGAAACAUGUGGGAGGUGCCUGUGUGUUGAAAACUUGCAGUGGCUCUGUAACUUUUCAUGUGAUUAACAUCAGAACUGAUGUAGAGUUCGUGCUAUUCAGUGGUGGGUUCAGCACACCUUGCAUUUUGCAAAGGUCGGACGCUGUGAAUUUCAGUAAUCCAGGAGCGCCGUUAUACGGCCAUCUUUCCAGCAUAGAUUCUACAGGAACAUCGAUGAGAUUAACGUGGGUAAGUGGAGAUAGAAAUCCUCAACAAGUUCAAUAUGGCGAUGGGAAAUUCUUGAAUUCAGAAGUCACUACAUUUACACAGGAUAACAUGUGUAGUUCUAAUGUUCCAAGCCCGGCUAAGGAUUUUGGGUGGCAUGACCCUGGAUACAUUCAUACUGCCGUGAUGACAGGACUUGAACCUUCAAGUGUCUACUCCUAUAGAUAUGGAAGUGAUUCAGUUGGCUGGAGCGAUGAAAUACAAUUUCGAACUCCACCGGCAGCAGGAUCAGAUGAGCUCAAAUUUCUAGCAUUUGGUGACAUGGGAAAGGCUCCACGUGAUGCAUCAGUUGAGCAUUACAUUCAGCCAGGAUCUAUCUCGGUGGUAGAAGCCAUGGCUGAUGAAGUAAAAUCAGGAAACGUCGAUUCCAUUUUCCACAUUGGCGACAUAAGCUAUGCCACAGGCUUCUUAGUUGAAUGGGAUUUCUUUCUUCACCUCAUCAAACCUGUGGCUUCUCUGGUCUCUUAUAUGACUGCAAUUGGCAACCAUGAGAGAGACUUUGCAAGGUCAGGAUCAGUGUAUAAAACACCAGACUCUGGUGGAGAAUGUGGGGUUCCUUAUGAGGCAUAUUUUCCCAUGCCCACUGUUGGAAAGGACAAACCAUGGUACUCAAUAGAACAAGGGAGUGUUCAUUUUACUGUAAUUUCAACUGAGCAUGAUUGGUCCGUUAAUUCUGAGCAGUACAAAUGGAUUCAGAACGACUUGGGCUCAGUUGAUAGAUCAAGAACACCUUGGGUAAUUUUUAUAGGACAUAGACCCAUGUAUACAUCCGUUAAAGGAGCACUGGCCGGACUUCUUCCGAGUGUCGAUCACAGUUUCGUUGAAGCUGUAGAGCCAUUACUAUUUGACAACAAGGUGAAUCUAGUCCUAUUUGGCCAUGUCCACAACUAUGAAAGAACCUGUGCUAUUUACCAGAACAACUGCAAAGCCAUGCCUGAGAAAGAUCCGAAUGGGACUGACACAUAUGACCAGACCAACUACACUGCCCCAGUUCAUGCAAUUAUUGGGAUGGGAGGCUUCACACUUGACAAGUUUCCAGACAAUGUUGAAAGUUGGAGUUUAUCAAGGAUUUCUGAAUUUGGAUACAUAAGAGUUCAUGCAACAAGGGAAGAGAUAAUGGUAGAGUUCGUGAACUCAAACACAAGGAAUGUGGAGGAUAGGUUCCGCAUCACCAAAAGCCAACAAUCCUAG